This is a messenger RNA of Gossypium arboreum, 764 nucleotides long. RefSeq lists its product as uncharacterized. The record is from RefSeq and is a predicted model, not a curated record. NCBI's taxonomy places the organism in Eukaryota, Viridiplantae, Streptophyta, Magnoliopsida, Malvales, Malvaceae. Bases 115 to 606 code for a protein of 163 amino acids. The transcript has a single exon.
CAUCUUUGCAUGCACAUAUAUCAUCCACCUCUUCAUCAUUAAUUUCAUAAGGGUCUCUCAUUUUCCUAGCAACUUCCUCUAUUCCUAUAAUUCUCUUUUAUAUAUUAUUGAUAAAUGGGGAAUGCAGUUUCUUGUACGCCGUCGAUCAUCUCCGGCGGUGGAGCAGUGAAAGUGGUGUUUCCAAAUGGGAACAUUCAGAUGUAUACGAAAUCAGUCAAAGCGGCGGAUCUAAUGGUGGAGAAUCCGGGUCAGUUCGUGUGCGAUUCCGGCGGUUUAAAAGUGGGUUUUCGGGUUCAUGGGCUGACGGCAGAUGAAGAGUUGGAACGGCGGCGACUUUAUUUCCUUCUUCCCAUGGAAUUGCUUUACUCGGUGCUGACGGAAGAGGAAAUGAGUUGCCUCAGUUGUAAGGCAGAUAAGGCGUUGAAACAUGCGAGCUUUAAUAUUGGGAAGAUUUUACCUGUUUUUAAUGAGUUUUGCAUUUUCCCGUUUGAAGCUAAGUCCCCGCCGCAAAACGCCGUGAACGACGGUGCGAAAGAUUCCGUCGUGGUGAGAUUUUCGAAGCAGAGAUCGUGGAAACCGGCGUUGGAGACCAUUGUUGAAAGUUGAAACCCCUUGUAGGCAAUGUUAGACCAACUAAUUUUGUACAUCCAUACAUCCAACGGUGGAGUUUUUUUUUUUCUUUUUCGAAUUAAUAAGUUAAUAUGUGUCUUUAUUUUGAUAUUUGAAAAUAUAAAAAUAAAUACGAUUUUAAUCUAUUUUACUCA